AACACAGUACUGAUUCUUCAAUUCGCGAGGGCAUUCAUAAUCACAAUUUUCAGUUGCCACGGAUCUCACUUCCGAAGUUUUCGGGCAAGUUCUCCGAAUGGGAGAGUUUUAAAAAUACUUUCGAGUCUCUUGUCGCGAGUAAUGAUUCUCUCUCGAACACGCAGAAAUUUCAUUACCUCAAAACGAGCGUCAUCAGUGACGCUGCCUCGAUUAUUAGUAAUUUAAAGAUUUCCGACGCUAAUUAUGAGUCCGUCUGGCAGUUGUUGAUUGACGAGUAUGAUGAUCAACUUACGUUGAUCCAUACUCACAUUCACGCCUUCAUGUGCCUACCGACAAUGAAGGCGGAAAACGUCGCGGAAAUGCGAAAGUUGAGAGAUACCGUGUCCGCAUCUCUAGCGGCUCUCACUAAUCUAAAGCGGCCGGUACGCGAGUGGGAUGACAUUCUCGUCUACGUCAUCUCUCAAAAAUUUAGUUCGAAAACAAGGAGCGAAUGGAAUUUAAAAAUUUCGUCAAGUCGCGAGCUUCCUUCGUACAAGGAUAUUCAUGAAUUCCUCACGCUUCGAAUACGAGGUCUGUCGGACUUCUCCGACAAUCCUAAAGUAAUCGUCAAUUCUAAGAGUGACAAAACGCAGUCCUCCGUUCAUAAUCUUUCCGCGAUUAAGUGCAUUUGCUGUUCCGGCAGUCAUUCGCGGCAUGUCAUCGCGCGACAGAAUCGGGUCUGCUUCAAUUGUUUGCGAGCGGGACAUUUCACGCCGAAAUGCUCGAGCAAAAUUCGAUGCGCUCAUUGUCAACGCUCUCAUAACACAUUGUUACACAAUGAGAGUGAUCAAAAUAAGGACACAGCGGAAAAUUCCCGUUUAUCGAAUUCGAGCGUUAAUGCGUCUACUACCACGAGUAAGACUGUCGUAGUCGGCGACGCCGCCGUCGCCAGCGUGCAAACUCUCAAACCUUAG
This is a messenger RNA of Nylanderia fulva, 953 nucleotides long. The record is from RefSeq and is a predicted model, not a curated record. Lineage: Eukaryota; Metazoa; Arthropoda; Insecta; Hymenoptera; Formicidae.